AGCCGCUUUCGCAAACUCCUUUCUCACCGAAGCUUUCUCCCCGCCCGCCGCCGAGCAAGCGCCGCGGCUGGGCCCCCUUCCCUCCCUCCCUUCCUCCCUCCCGCCCCCUCCCCGGACCGCAGACCCCGAGCCCAGGGUGAGGCUCCCCGGCCCCCUCCCCGGCAUCAUGCAUCGGACCACACGCAUCAAAAUCACGGAGCUGAACCCUCACCUCAUGUGUGCCCUCUGCGGGGGCUACUUCAUCGACGCCACCACCAUCGUGGAGUGCCUGCAUUCCUUCUGCAAAACCUGCAUCGUGCGCUACCUGGAGACCAACAAGUACUGCCCCAUGUGUGACGUGCAGGUCCACAAAACCCGGCCGCUGCUGAGCAUCAGAUCUGACAAGACCCUCCAAGACAUCGUCUACAAACUGGUCCCGGGGCUUUUUAAAGAUGAGAUGAAGCGGCGGCGGGAUUUCUAUGCGGCCUACCCCCUGACGGAAGUCCCCAACGGCUCCAACGAGGACCGCGGGGAGGUCCUGGAGCAGGAGAAGGGGGCUCUGAGCGAUGAUGAGAUUGUCAGCCUCUCCAUCGAGUUCUACGAAGCUGUCAGGGACCGGGAGGAGAAGAAGGGCCCCUUGGAGAAUGGAGACGGGGACAAGGAGAAGACAGGGGUGCGCUUCCUGCGGUGCCCAGCAGCCAUGACCGUCAUGCAUCUCGCCAAGUUUCUCCGCAAUAAGAUGGACGUGCCCAGCAAGUACAAGGUGGAAGUCCUGUACGAGGACGAGCCGCUGAAGGAGUACUACACCCUCAUGGACAUCGCCUACAUCUACCCCUGGCGGCGGAACGGCCCUCUCCCCCUCAAGUACCGGGUCCAGCCAGCCUGCAAGCGGCUCACCUUGCCUACGGCGCCCACCCCCUCCGAGGGCACCAACACCAGUGGGGCAUCAGAGUGUGAGUCAGUCAGCGACAAGGCUCCCAGCCCUGCCACCCUGCCGGCCACCUCCUCCUCCCUGCCCAGCCCGGCUACCCCCUCCCAUGGCUCUCCCAGCUCCCAUGGGCCCCCAGCCACCCAUCCUACCUCCCCCACUCCCCCUUCAGCGGCCAGUGGGGUCAGCACAGCUACCAACGGGGGCGCCUCGAACUGCCUGCAGGCACCGUCCUCCACCAGCAGGGGGCGCAAGAUGACUGUCAAUGGAGCUCCCGUGGCCCCCUUAAUUUGAGGAAAGGGACCUUUCCCUCCUUUUCCAGCCGCGCCUCUCCACCCCUCCACUUUUUCUGGGCUUCUGUUUCCACCUCUUCUCCUUUCCCCCAGCUCCUCACACCUUAGGGGUGGGGGGUGGGUUUUAUAAAUAAAUCUCUCUUAUAUAUAUAUAUAUAUAUACAUAUGUACAUAGGAAAAACCAAAUAUACAUAUUUUCUAUGGACCAACCAGAUUAAUUUAAAUGCCACAGGAAACAAACUUUAUGUGUGUGUGUAUGUGUAGGGGACGGGGGUUCAUUUCGAAGGGGUCUUGUGUAAUUUGCUCUAUUCUGUUCUUGGGGGUGCCUGAGAGUGGACUGGAGGGGCUGCUGGAGGCUCAGUAACGCUUUGCCCCAUCCUCCUCCUGUUUCCCAAGGCAGAGGGGGUGUUACAGGGCCCCCCAGCCCCCAAAGCUUUAGGCACAACUCUGACUGGCUGUGUGUGGGUCCGUCCUCUCUCUCCCUCUCCUCCCCCAUCUUGGCUGCUGUCCUGCCCCAACCCAGCCAGCCCCCCAGCCCCUGGUGUGGAAUGCGCAGAGACUUGCUAAGACAGUGCCUUUUCCCAAUGCAGUGUAUCCCCUGGUUUUGGGGAGCGAGUGGGCGGUGGAGAUGGUAUCGGCCUCACCUCUUCCUCUGGCAGUGGAAACUCUGUGCCAAGCAUAGAUAGUUCUGCCCUUCCGUUUGUCUUUUUCCCCCUGUGUGUGUGGCCUUCGCAUCGUUUUCCGUGGGGAAGAGAAGAUUCAGGCCACGGGAGGCCUCCGCCCUUGAAGUCCCACUGUGGCUCCGGCAUUGUGAACCCCUUCACCCCCCGGGCCCCGAGCCCGCCCAGGAGCCCCCAUCAGCAAGCCUGGGGACCCGGAGUGGAGAGGUGGAGUGGGGUUAACUUCAGACAAGCACAGACCCCAGGUUUUGCUCAAGGCAAACAGCCCUCCAGUCCUCGCCCCACCCCCGGCGGAGGCCCAGGCAGGAAAGGGCCUCGGGGGCACCUGAAAGCACAAGACAGACUCCCGUAAGCUCUGUCCGAACUCCAUCCCAAGGGGUCAGUGGGCCACCCCCGAGGGGCAGGCCCCAUAGCUCCCUGCCUACCGUUUUCUUCCAGUGUACAUAGGUCAGAUCGGGGUACCCUGUCACAACCGAGGUGUCCGGGGUUGGGUCCCCCCAGCGGGUUUGUCUGUGUUUGCACCUUGUCUGUUGUCUGAGGUGCCAUGGCUGUACCUCCUCCUGCCCUGGGACAUUUGCAUCUCCUGGCUUUGUAAUAAAUGCUGCAUAUUCUCCA
Pipistrellus kuhlii (Kuhl's pipistrelle) is the source of this 2495-nucleotide messenger RNA. RefSeq names its product polycomb group ring finger 2 (gene PCGF2). Gene Ontology annotation, cellular component: PRC1 complex. The transcript is spliced from 10 exons. Gene Ontology annotation, biological process: negative regulation of transcription by RNA polymerase II. Gene Ontology annotation, molecular function: promoter-specific chromatin binding. The record is from RefSeq and is a predicted model, not a curated record. The coding region runs from base 167 to 1201 and encodes 344 amino acids. NCBI's taxonomy places the organism in Eukaryota, Metazoa, Chordata, Mammalia, Chiroptera, Vespertilionidae.